This is a messenger RNA of Triticum turgidum subsp. durum (durum wheat), 1143 nucleotides long. Lineage: Eukaryota; Viridiplantae; Streptophyta; Magnoliopsida; Poales; Poaceae. The record is from the annotation of a GenBank genome assembly.
AUGGUCAAUGCACAGAUGGUGAGUGGGUACUUGGACAAUUCGUUCAAUGCACUCGUGGUUUCUGGUGGCGGUGAGAGUGGUGGACAGACACAGAAUGGUGUCACAGACACCACCUUGUCAGGUUGGAAGGACCUCCCCAUGGAGCUUCUGCUGAGGAUCAUAUCAGUCGCUGGAGAUGACAGGAUGGCCAUUGUAGCCUCCGGUGUUUGCACCGGGUGGCGUGAUGCACUAGGAUGGGGAGCCACUAGUCUCUCCUUCUCGUGCCAGGACCACAUGAAUGAGUUGGUGAUAUCACUCGCCCACAAAUUUACAAAGCUUCAAGUCCUUUCUCUAAGGCAAAUCAAGCCUCAGCUUGAAGACAGUGCAGUGGAGGCUGUAGCAAAUUCUUGUCAUGAUUUGCGCGAGUUGGAUCUGAGCAGAAGCUUCAGGCUUAGCGAUCGGUCCUUGUAUGCUCUGGCACAUGGGUGCCCUCGCCUUACAAGGCUGAACAUCAGUGGAUGUUCCAAUUUCAGUGAUGCUGCUUUGAUCUACCUCACUAGUCAGUGCAAGAACUUGAAAUGCUUGAAUCUAUGCGGGUGUGUGCGGGCAGCAUCCGACAGAGCGUUGCAGGCUAUAGCCUGCAACUGUAGUCAGCUGCAAUCUUUGAACCUUGGUUGGUGCGAUACUGUCACUGACGGGGGAGUCACUAGCUUGGCAUCAGGAUGUCCUGAACUUAGGGCCGUCGACUUGUGUGGCUGCGUUCUUAUAACAGAUGAGAGUGUGGUUGCUCUUGCAAACGGCUGCCCUCACCUGCGUUCCCUGGGGCUGUACUACUGCCAGAACAUCACCGACCGUGCCAUGUACUCGCUGGCAGAGAACAGCCGCAUCAGGAGCAAGGGCAUGAGCUGGGACACGGCUAAGAACAGCCGCGGCCGCGACGACAAGGACGGCCUCGCCAGCCUGAACAUCAGCCAGUGCACCGCGCUGACGCCCCCGGCAGUGCAGGCGGUGUGCGACUCCUUCCCGGCGCUCCACACCUGCCCGGAGAGGCACUCCCUCAUCAUCAGCGGCUGCCUGAGCCUCACCACCGUGCACUGCGCGUGCGCCCACCACCGGCACCGCGCCGGGGCCGGGAGAGCCAUCCUGUCUAACCAUGCCUACUGA